CCCAGUUUGGGAACUGAUGCAGUGGCACAUCCUCAAGAGCCUCACCACCCUGCUGAGAAGCCAGUUAUCCAUUGCCAUAAAUGUGGGGAGCCAUGUAAAGGCGAAGUGCUUCGUGUCCAGGCCAGACACUUUCACAUCAAGUGUUUCACCUGCAAAGUGUGUGGCUGUGACCUGGCACAAGGAGGCUUUUUCAUUAAGAACGGGGAGUACCUUUGCACGUUGGAUUACCAGCGCAUGUAUGGAACCCGCUGCAACGGCUGCGGUGAAUUUGUUGAAGGAGAAGUAGUGACAGCUCUGGGCAAAACCUACCAUCCGAAUUGCUUUGCCUGUACUAUUUGCAAGCGCCCAUUUCCACCAGGAGACCGAGUUACCUUUAAUGGAAGGGACUGUCUCUGUCAAAUGUGUGCUCAACCAAUGUCAUUCAGUCCGAAAGAGGUGUCCAGCACCAGCAACUGUGCUGGCUGUGGAAGAGAUAUAAAAAACGGACAAGCACUACUAGCACUGGAUAAGCAGUGGCACCUGGGAUGCUUUAAGUGCAAGGCCUGUGGGAAGGUUCUGACUGGGGAAUACAUCAGCAAGGAUGGUGUCCCUUAUUGUGAAAAGGAUUAUCAGGUUCUCUUUGGAGUCAAAUGUGAAGCGUGUCACCAGUUCAUCACAGGGAAAGUCCUGGAGGCAGGUGACAAGCAUUACCAUCCAAGCUGUGCACGAUGCAGCAGAUGCAACCAAAUGUUCACAGAAGGAGAGGAAAUGUACCUGCAAGGUUCCACUGUCUGGCAUCCCGACUGUAAGCAAUCCACGAAGGCAGAAGAUAAGCUCCGGCUGUUGUCACCGCCUUGCAUAAUGAACUCGAUCAAAAAACUAAGGCAGCCAACAAGAACAUCCUCUGAAAGUAUUUAUUCCAGACCAGGUUCCAGUAUACCUGGCUCACCAGGCCAUACUAUCUAUGCAAAAGUAGACAAUGAGAUCCUUGAUUACAAGGAUUUAGCUGCCAUUCCCAAAGUCAAGGCCAUUUACGACAUUGAACGUCCAGACCUAAUUACCUACGAACCAUUCUACACUUCCGCCUACGAGGACAGACAAGACAGACAGAGUCUUGGAGAGUCUCCAAGGACACUGUCUCCUACACCGUCUGCAGAAGGUUAUCAGGAUGUUCGGGAUCGAAUGAUUCACAGGUCAACUAGCCAAGGCUCUAUCAGUUCUCCUGUAUACAGUCGUCACAGCUACACACCCACAAUGUCACGCUCCCCUCAGCAUUUUCACAGACCUGGCAAUGAGCCGUCCAGCGGUCGGAACUCCCCUGUCCCUUAUCGGCCAGACAGCCGCCCUCUAACUCCAACUUACGCUCAGGCCCCUAAACAUUUCCAUGUUCCAGAUCAAGGGGUCAACAUUUACAGAAAACCACCCAUCUACAAACAGCAUGAUGCAGCUGCUUUGGCAGCACAGAGCAAGUCCUCCGAGGAUAUCAUCAAGUCCUCCAAGUUCCCAGCAGCCCAUGCGCCAGCACCCAACGAGAUACCAAAGAUUGAGACGGACCACUGGCCAGGUCCUCCCUCCCUUGCGGCCGUAGGCGCUGACAUGAGACGCAGAUCAAGCGGCAGAGAGGAAGAGGAUGAGGAGCUACAGAGACGUCGACAGCUACAGGAGGAGCAGCUCAUGAAGCUCAACUCAGGGCUGGGACAGUUGAUAUUAAAAGAAGAAAUGGAAAAGGAGACCCGUGAUAGGUCAUCCCUUUCUGCCAGUCGUUAUGACUCUCCAGUGAAUUCAUCACAUGCUGCAGCCUCCAAGACCUCCUCUCUUCCUGGCUAUGGAAGAAAUGGACUGCACAGGCCGGUGUCCACAGAUUUUGGUCAGUACAACAGCUAUGGUGACGUGAGCGGUGGUGGUCGAGAUUUCCAGUCCCUCCCGGAUGGUCAUGUCCCUGGAAUGAGAAUGGACAGAGGAGUGUCUAUGCCUAACAUGUUGGAACCAAAGAUUUAUCCAUAUGAAGUGCUCAUGGUGACCAACAGAGGACGAAAUAAAAUACUAAGAGACGUGGACAGAACCAGGCUUGAGCGCCACCUAGCCCCUGAGGUUUUCCAGGAAAUAUUUGGCAUGACGAUACAGGAGUUUGACAAGUUACCUCUGUGGAGACGCAACAACAUGAAGAAAAAAGCAAAACUCUUUUGAGCUAUCCACAUCCGUGUCCCCUUAGCCGACCGACAGCAAAUGCAUAGGAUAACAUGCUGUAUAGUCUCAACUCCAUCUGGAGAGGAGCCACUCCUUCACAAAAAGGGAAAACCUGAUAAGGACACUUGCAUUCGUAGCGAUUGGGCCAACACGAACACUUGCCAAUGGGGGCAGAGGGGAGGAAAUUUCUGUGUUCAGAAAUCUCAACAAUAGUUUUCACGUGUAUAAACUUUUUACAUGAUGUUGUAUAACACAAUAGGAAGCUGCUCUUUUCUCCUCCACAAUAAUAUUCCCUUUAUUUUUUUUGUCUAUAAUACAAUGGAUUUAAUUGCUAGAGCCAGAAAGUGCCCUUAGGAUGCUUAGUAAACCGAAGUAGCUGUAAUCACUCCAAGAAUUGAAUAUAUAUAUAUAUAUAUGUGUGUGUGUGUGUAUCUAUCUAUAUAUAUAUAUAUUCUGUAGGUAAGGAAAAAUCCUGUAUAUCCAUACAAUGACAGAAAUCUCAUUUUUUGCACAACUGUUCCUUAAUUGGCACUCUUUUCAAAUGGCAUAUUCCUCUUGUGAUUCCAACCAGUGAGGCAGGCAGACUGCUCUGUUUUGCUGCAUACCAACCGAAUUAUUGGCAAACAAACUCCCCGCUUGUCCUUGUAUAUAUUUGCUAGGGUAUCAGUAGUGAAUUGCUGUGUUUGUUGUCUAAUCUUCCCUCCUCCACACUUUCUGCUUCAAUUAAUGUGACUUGGGCUUAGCCAGUCAUUUAAGUAACGGGAAUGGUGGAGAAGUAGCAGUUUUCCAGUUGUGUAGUCUGGGGUUUGGGAUGGGAAUAAGUAAAAUGUUUAAAGAAAAAAAGAUUCUCAAAUAUGCCCUGGUUCACCCCCACAGAAUAGGGGCCAAAUUCCCUGCCAGGAAAAAUAACUUCCGGGGAGUUGAAGUGAUUGAUACCAGCAGAGAAUCUAUAUCCUGUGCGAGCAGACAUAAUUUAACUGCUCUUGUGCGAAAAGAUGCAAUCUUGCAGCAUCUUGUGCCGACAUAGAGUUUUAGUUAAACCACUGCUGCAGUUGCAGACACUGAUGUAGCUGCGUGGUAGAUGAAGUUAAGUACUCUCUCUUUGGGUUCUAACAGAAUUUCACUUGUGCUUUAAAAGGAGGGUUUGAAAUUUUUCUUUCUUUCUUUCUUUUGAUGCUACAAAGCUGCAGCCUUGGUUAUUUAUAUUUUUAUUUUCCUUUUCCUUUGUGCUUGGCAUGGUUUGCAGGGAAGGCAAAGGAUGGUUGACCAAGUUACACUCAUAUAGCUUGCAGGUUUUUCCCACUGUGCUGCAGUCUGUAUAUAACUGAAUGGCUUGGAGAGCAGGCUGUGUCCACAGGAGGACGCGAGUACCACAUUGAUCUAUCUCCCUGAAUGAAUGCUUGGCUGCUGAAAGCUCAGCUUCUUCUCUUCCUCGGUACUUAACUGCCAACAUAUAAAUGUAUUGAUAGGCCUCUCCUUUGCUUGUGGGCGAUUGCCUUUUAGGUUCAGUGCAAGUCUGGUGAGACAUAUCAAGGUUUCACUUUUAGGGUUAAGUAAUCAUUGUGGGAGACACCAAACACCUGUGUAUUUUCUGUUGCUGGAGACAUGAGAAGGCAGUGACCAAGUCUUCCAGAUCCUGUAGGAGCUGAGAGAUCUGGUAUCAUUGCACUGAGUUCCCCCACACACUGCCUUUAGUCACUUCUGCUGCAGCAGGGCAGCGGGCUGAUCCUUUUCCAUUUCCAGGAUAGACCAAAUCCUGCUUCCUCUUGCCCAGGACACACUAAUGCCACAGCAUCAGUGCGGUCCCACUGAAGAAGUCUGGGUUGAGGGUUCAGUAUUUGGGGAGACUGUUUCAAGGGGUUCACCUAUCAUGCAUGCUCAGGUUAAGGAAAUAGUGCAAAGCAGUGGAUGAGCUGGUAGGGUUGCUGCUAUACAGGCCUAGUAGACAUUACCUUCAUGGAGUAAGUGUGCAGAAGCUUUCAGCAGAUACUGGGACAUUAGCCCACAUUGAUCCCUGAGGUAACUCCACUGACUUUGCUGGGGUUUCAGCAAGGAUCAGUUCAGCAUGUUUUAUGCCAUAUUCCAGAACAAGCAUAAUAAGUAUUUCCAGAUUAGUUUGUCAAAUUAGUGGGAGUGUUAUGGACACUGCAAGAUCAGAUGCAAACUGGGAUUACCAGGAAAAGGAGCAAAUGGCUCGUGAUUUGGGGUUUAGUUGGGUGGGAUUUCUGGAAAUGUGGUGUUGAUUGCUGGCAGAUUUCAAGAUUUGGGGGGGGUCAUUUCCCAAAAUAUGUUAGACCCCACAUAACAGUGGGGAGGUGCAUGUGAGCAACAUAUUAUAAGAUCAGGGUGUUGGACAUAGGAAUAAAUUAACCAUGUGUUAAAAUGGGACAGGUUUUCCAUUCAUCAGCUUCUUUACAAACCUGGCCAGGUGCACACUCCUGUUCCAUGGUAAGUGGAAGCUACAUAACUCCUCUUUCACUGAGGACUAAGCCAGUGUUUCCCAACCUUUUCCGGUCCAACGCACUCUUACAUUAAUAAAAAUUUUCUGCGGCACACCUAUUAAGGCAUUCCCCAUCCUCAUACCUAUUGUAGCGCAUUGCCAUGGCAAAACUGCGCAGCACAUCUGUUCAUUUCCAACAGCACAUCUUUGUGCUGCAGCACACUGGUUGGGAAAGACUGGACUAAGCUACCACAUCUUCUGCUUAGCACAGGGCAGGAAUGUGCACAUGGCUGUUACCACUGAGCACCUGAUGUGAAGCCCACUCCUUUUGGCACCGUGAUGAGUCCUUCUGCUGUCCUUGCCCUCAGUCAUCUUCCCACUUUUACUUUUCACUUCAGGCUGCAUUGCUUAGCAUUCCUCUGAGGCCACUCUUGCCCCUUGAAGCUGCACUCCUUUUCUUAGAAAAACAUAAAAGGCUCAGACAGAAGUGACAAUUUUUGCCCAAUCUGAUCACUGAAAGUGCUCUACAGCUGUGAGCAAACACAAGCGCAUGGCUGCAGAGCAUUUUAAAAGGGCCUGAUCCUGCAACAGUCUGAACCCUCAUUGCAUGAGGGUUCAGAUGAAGAUGUUCCAAAAUGGAGUGCCUUCAAUAACUUGUACCUGUGCAUGCUGGGAGCAGGGCUGCUCCCAGUGCUGUUUUCAGGCUGGGAGUGGGGGAAGGAAGCAGAGGGAGUUUGGUCUGCGGUUUUUUAAGCUGAGGUGGGGGGGCUCCAAUUCACCUGCCUCACCCUCCACCACCAGCUGGGCAACCCCCAGAAUGAGCUCCCUCUGCUCCCUUUCCCCCCUCCCAUGCUGAAAACAGUGCUGGGGCUGGAAGAGGGGUAGGAUGUUGCUAGGGUAGAGUGGAUGCAAGCUCACAGCUGCUCUAAACAGCAGCUUAAUUCUCCAACCCCCAAAACCCAACAGCAAACAUCUGCUGGGUCCAGGUGAGUGUUGUAACUCAUGGCGGUUCCUACAUAGCGCCAUGAGUUACAAUGGGGAGCUGCUCUUCUGCCUGCACCUGAAGAGAUGCUUAAGUGGGAAAGACAUCUGCACAGAGCAGAAGAGGGCAAUAGAGGAGCUGCUAUAAUUGUCCUUCGAAGUCACGGCUUGCCCACUCAGUGGCAGUGGUGAAUUCUGGUGCUUGAGGGUCUGACAUGCUCCAAGACCCAGAAAUACAUCACUGAGGAGGCUCCAGGCUUGUCCACCCUUGCCACCUUCAAGAAUGCCAAAGACUGAGCAAGGAAGAACAGCUUCAGAGGGACACCUCCCAGCAUCUUCACCAGUAAACAUCCAGCUGCAGUGCUGCUUAUGGGCAAGGGUGGAUGGGUUGCAGACAGGGCAUGCUUGAGCCUAUCUGGGCUAGAACUUGCUGCCACCCUUAGUUUUUCCAUUACCAAGAGCAUGCCUACAGGAUGGGACUUAUGAGAGUUGAAGAGAAAGGUGUAAAGGUAAAGUCACAAUAAACUCUGGCAUGAGUACAAUACAAAGGGGCCUUAUGUUACUGUAGCUAAACCUCGCACUACAGCAACCCAAGUUUGCUUCAGCUCUGAAUAAGAGCAUCUACGCAAGUGCUUUACCUUCACUUCUUUAGUUAAUUCAUUUAACUUUCCUGACUGUCCUCCUGUUGACAAGCCCUCCAAGACUCCCUGCCUUCGAGAAGCAGGGCUAUAGUCACAGGGUACAUCUUUUCUCUGGCAAGGAGAAAGUGCUUCAAGCUUUUCUGCUGCAUAAGGCAAGUACCCUCUGCCUGAUAAACACAGAAACACAGCCCCAGGGAAAACGUCCUUCGUCAUUUGGUGAGUCAUUUCCCUAGCACCAUUCCAGUGUUGCUUUACUUUUGUGUAACUCCACUAGAUAUGGGUAAAAUCACUUCUUCCUCCAACUUUUCCUUAAGAUCUGCUGCUCUUAAAUUUGUGUGACUUCCAUGGUGUAGAAUAAGAGUUGUACAGAACUUUGUAUCAAGUCCCAGAACCUGUAAAACACUUCAGUUCGUGUUUCAUACGAAGCACAUGCUGAAGUCUCUCUCUCUUCUGCAAAGCAUUUAAGCAUGUGCUUAAAUCCCAUUAAAGCCAUUGCCAUGGCCAGUCAGUCAUUGUAAAAGGCCUUUAAACCAGUUGCGUGUCUCACUUUUUUAUCACGUGGUUAAUUUGAUAAGAAUGAUGAUAUGGUCAUGGCAAAAUAUCAAGAUAGGCACCUAAGGUGCAAUUGCAAAAUUCCCACUAGUGUAUGCAAAGCAGAUGGUUUUGCUUACUUCAAUAGGGGACAAAUACCAACUCAUAUAAUUUCUUAUUUGCAUAUCCACGUGUAUUUUCUGUCAUGCAGUUGUCUGAAUGCUCCAAUCUUCAUGUGUUUUGAGUGCUUAAAUAGAGUCACAGUGCAAAAUGUAUUAAUGUAUUAAUUGGUGCGAAAUUUGGCCAGGGGCAAAAUGUUACUUAGAGGGACACUUGCAUCAUUGUUUAUUCACAGAGGAAUGCUAUGUAUAUCUUGGCAAUGUUCUUCAAUCUAGUUGGACCCAGAAAUUUGGCUUUUUGUCCUUUCAACAGUCAACUAAAGGGUAGAAAAAUAUCGGGAGAAUUUUCAUAGAAACAAGUAGGAAACAGUUGUAUCUUGGAAGAGGAAGAGUUAGCCGAUCCAGUCUCCUUCCUUUAAAUUGCUUCUUCUUCCUUCCCCACAAGCUAAACUUGAAAGUCUGUAUGAUAUCAGUGUAAAUGCACUCUUUGCACUGGGUCUUUUCUGCAGACAGUAGAAUUAAGCCAGUAGCUGGAAGAUCUGCAAGUUAUAUCAACUUUUAGCUUCCUAGCCAGACAGCAUGGGCCACUGUGGCUUCAGCCAACUCGAGAAACUCAGCAUAGCUUCCAAACCCCAAUCCAGAAUGCAGUUUUUGACAGACUUGCUAAACAUUACAUGCAAAUUGAACAUUAAACAAAUCGCUUCCUUCUCAAGCCUGCUUAAGGAGUUUCAUUACAUUGUUCUGUUUUUCUUGGUACCUAACAACUUCAUGCCGGUGUCAUUUAAAACAGAUUUUAGCCAUUUCAGAAGUCUGCAAAAAUUAUCUGACAAUAAUGCACAUUUGGUUUCAGUUUCUGGUGAGUAACUGCUCCUUAAACAUGGUUUUGUGGUAACUUGUAAACUCAAGUCGGCUGCCGCACGCUGUGAAAGUCAGACUAGAGGAGUGAUGAGGUGGUUAUUGGUCCCAGGUGAUUCAGGACAUAAUUUUGUUGCUUCAUUUAUAUCUUUGCACUCUGCUGGGGCACAUUUUAAAGUUUGUGUUGCUUUGACUCUGAAGCCUUUGUCAUCUUCUUGCCAUAAUAAUCAUGCUUUUCAGAAAUUCUUCCUUCAGCCGAACAGUUCAGACUCCCAGCAUCUGGAGUGAGUCACCGGACCUCUUUUUGUGACACUUUGGCGAGCUUCAAUUAGAUGCAUUUUGAAGCAAAAUCCCCUUUGGAUGCUGCUGCUUCCUUUGAGAUAUUUGUGCUGUGGCCAGUAUUACAAUUCAAGCGUAUCUUCACAGAAAAAGAGGUUUUUUAGUCUUAGCAGUAGUACAACAGGGAUGCCUUAGACUUGGGGCACUUGGAUUGGCUUCAUCCUGGACUCCCCAUAGCUGGGCUUAAAAUAAUUCAAAAAGAAAUUGUGGGCUUCAUUAUGUCACAUGCUGAUCAUGCGCACCGAUUUUUUAGGUCUGUGAAGUCCCGGGCGUGUGUAAAUCAGGAGAAACAGGCAUGAAUUGGGAGAAACAAUCAAGAAAUCAGUAGGGUGAAGCUGUUGUAAAGUCAGACUAGAAGCGGGUGUGUUUCUUCUCUCCUCAGAAAGGCAGAGGCAUUCAGCACCAGGAAGGAUGGCAACCCAAAGGCCCAGUGAUGGGUGUUUCGGUCUCCUCCUGCUCUCAUUGACUUUGGUGGAAGGGAAGAUGGGAACAUUUGGGACUUAGGAGGUUAGGCCCUCAGUACUGGGUCUUAUAGACUGACUGAAAUUGGUCUUAUUUCUGGCCAUCACUUUCUCCCAUCUCAAUUUCUACCAAAACUCUCUCAGAGGUUUAUUUUCUCUGGAAGGAGAAGGUGUUGCAAGGGCACAGUUCACAUGAAAGUUAUUUUACAUCCAUUGAAAAACACAGUCACAAGACAGUCCUGGGACCAUGGUCAUCUGACCCUAACAGAGACGCAGUUGGGUCCAGAUUUGGGGGGUCACUGUUAACUUGAGCAGCCCAACCCUGCACCCGCGCUCUGGGGCUGCCCAGGGGAGCAAGGACUAUGCAGACCCCCGAGAACAUGGGUUUGGUCUUACACCGCAGCAGUCACAAUGAGGACAGAAAAAGCAAGUGAAUUGCAUGAUGGCAGGACAGUAGGCCUUUCUCCUUUGGCGUGAAAGUACUCCCCAGAGUUGUGGGUCAAAAGGCUCCACCGUGGGUGGCAGCUGCCGAUGGUUUUGCCUUGGGAGUCCCGGCUCUCAGUUUAAAUGAGAAGAAAAGCAACACAACGGAAAGAUGUUGAGGUUCCAGUUGAAAGACCUCCUGUCCAGAGUCUCUGGUGCCUGCAUUUGGCAUGGGGGGAAGGAGCAUUAUCAAUUAAAUCUCAAGCACAAGUUCGGGAAGUGGGAAAAUAAUUGGCCACUCCUGUGGUUACCAUGAAUGACUUCAUUGCCCAAAGGGAAAUGCAUUUCUGUUAAUUACUUCCUAAAAGUGCUCAUCCACAUGAAAAAAUAAUGGGCCUGCUUGCUCCCGGAACUUCAUUCUCUGAAGUGAAGGGAGCCCAUGUUUGGCUUUGGUAGCAAACAGCUGUUUCUGCCAUACAGUCUGUCGGCGUUACUACAGUGAGUACAACACGUGGCACUCGGGGCCGCUUUAACCUCACAAAGAUAUUUAAGCCCUGAAGGGUGUAGGCGUGGACCUACCUUGAAUCACCAAACUCACCUAGGUGCUUUUGCAAAUCCCAGUAGACACCUAUCUGCGUCCAAACACCUUUGAGCAUCCUUCCGUAGACCCAAACCCAUCAGGAUCAAUGGGAAGUCCCAUAUUGUCUGCAGCAAGCUUUGGAUUGGGUCCUUAGGCAUCUGGCUGGAUUUAAACAAUAUCUAUAUUCUCCGCAGAAUAGCGUCUUCCUUGAACAUCAUGUGUUCGGAUCACUAACAAACCUGUUCUGUGCCACCACAAUGACUGAGGUGCUGACAGCCCUGCCUGAAGCAGGUCUUAUAGCAGCGGGUUUUUCCCCUGAACACAGAGCUAAGUGUAGAAAGCUCUGUUCUGUUUUACUUUGCUAGGGAUUUGGGAUUUGCUUGGUUUUCCCUUCCCUCCAGAAACCAAACACAGUAGCCCUUGGGGAGGAGGGGGGCUCUCUCGCCAAGUCUCUCUGUAAAAGUGAAUGGCUGUCUGUCUGUGCACGAGGUCUGCCUGUCGGCAAAACGGAGUAGUCGCAGGUUGCUGUUCUGUACAAUUAACCAUUUCCACUUUCUGUCUUGCAAGCAGCACAUCGCACUCCUCUGCCACUAUAAUCUGCAUCACUGUUAUACUCAAGUCAAUGAAUAAAGUUCUGUGCUUUAUUCUUA
Molecule: messenger RNA, 10186 nt
Organism: Alligator mississippiensis (American alligator)
Lineage: Eukaryota; Metazoa; Chordata; Crocodylia; Alligatoridae
Gene: ABLIM1
Product: actin binding LIM protein 1
Exons: 24
Coding region: 235-2166 (643 amino acids)
Biological process (GO): cilium assembly; lamellipodium assembly; cytoskeleton organization
Cellular component (GO): actin cytoskeleton; stress fiber
Molecular function (GO): actin filament binding
Source: RefSeq, a predicted model, not a curated record